Messenger RNA from Bipolaris maydis ATCC 48331, 1647 nucleotides. RefSeq lists its product as uncharacterized. NCBI's taxonomy places the organism in Eukaryota, Fungi, Ascomycota, Dothideomycetes, Pleosporales, Pleosporaceae. The record is from RefSeq and is a predicted model, not a curated record.
AUGUCGACGACUCAGAUCACCGCCUCUCCACGAGCGCCCCGCGGAAAGCCGCAGAGCCCAGCUCAGCUGCCCCAAAACAACACCCCCGGAAGACAGUCACAAAGAAAACCAAGGAAUAACCGCGCGCAAAAUGGCUACAACCAGCGCAACGGCCUACCUGUAUCCCCGAGCAAGAAUUCCGCACAAGGCGCCCUCGCCGAAAGUGUCACCUUCCCCUGUGAAGAUGGUCACAUGUCUGCCGGUUCACGCGGCAUGAAGAAGCACGCUCAGCCGAAGCCGUCUGAUCGCGUCUCUCCGCCCGCCGAAUCGGACCCCGUUCCCAUUAACCCGUCUGCAACUCCUGUCAAAAUCCAGGCCGCUUAUGCUGGGCCCACCUUUCACGCGUCUCCGGCGCCUUCUGCUUUGCCCAUUCCCAAGUUUCUUUCUCGUUCUGUGCCCGCAAAGACCCGUGCUGGUCCACCAACCCCUCCGCCUGAAGACAGUUCUGACUCGGGCUCGCUGAGCCCUUCGGCUUCUCCCUCUCGUGCCCCGAUGGCUGCGCCUCCGCGCCAUGAGCAGUCUCCCUUGGAUCUUCUCUUCAGGGCCGAUGCAGCAGAAAGGGCCAACAACCAAAACAGAGGCCUUUCUUCAAACAGCCCAUUCGUAGCAGCAAACCCUGGGCGAUCUCACCACUUCAAACAUGACUCUUACCAUUCACUCAAUGGCAUCUUCCCUAUAGAGCUUGAUGGAGAGAGCAAGCAUGCGCACAUGUCACCUGCGUCUCAGGCACCAUCCGCCUCACAGCGCUCCGUGACAGAUCCCGAUGGCGUCCCUCAGCUCAAAGACGUUCACCAGCAAGGCAAUGGAAAUGAUGUCAUGCAAGACCUGUUUAGUCGUCUUUCCAUGUCACAGAAGAAACACACUGCUGCAACACCACCUCAGGUGGGUGCUCACGGCCCAUCAGGACCUCAAGCACAUCUAUCGCCCUCGCCUUUCCAUGAUGGUCGGACCCCUGGGCGAACGACAUCUGGUCCCACUACCCCCCAAGCGCAGCCCACGAACCAGGACCCAUCCGACUUUUACUACGGCAACAAGAACCUUUCCCCAUUGUUCAAGGCAGCCCAGGGCGACUCGGCCAAACGCAACUCUGGCCUUCGCACUGAGAUAAGUGCUGAUUCCCCAAUGCUUCAGCAAGAUGGAUUCAAGGGUUUUGCAUCUGUUCCUCAGCCUCACCCAAUGGGUCCAAACGGCUUCCCCCAGGGCAAUGGGGCAACACCGAAUGCACCUCGUCAGGCAGGCCCUUCCAUGCCACCUUACCAACAAAGUCCAAACCAAAGGCGCACGCCUGGUAGACAGCCACACCAGCGUCGUCCUGACAAUUACCAAACAAGGGGCCAGAGGACUGGAUCUGGAUCUGGACCUGGGCCCAAGUUUGACAAAGCAGCCGCCAACGGCUCUCCUGCGUCUGCACCGAAACCUUCUACUACCAUGAUGUCUUUUGUCCCUUCUUCGGUCGCUGCUAAGCAGCGCAAGACCUCUGCACCCACGGCUCCCGCAGCUGCCCCAGCGAUGAAGACAUCUACCCCUUCUGAAACAUUAGCUUUGGAGCAGGAUCUCAAGCGUUUGCUUAAUCUCAACACGGCUGGCGAUGCCUCGACCGUGAGGUAG